UCAGUUCAAAAAAAAAGAUCUAUAACACCAGCAAAUAAAAAAGCUCUAGCUUUUCUUUUCAUUGUUUCUUUUGCAUCGUUGUUAUGAUGUAUUCACUUCUCAAUGAAACAAGAAACUGUCAAGUGUGCAAGAAAUCGUUUCCAAAUGGGAGAGCUCUAGGAGGUCACAUGAGGUCUCACACAAGGACACUUUCGGCAUCAAAUGGCUCGACCGUUCCAUCGCUGAAGAUACCAACCAAACUCGGAGAAAACAUCAGACUUAAUGAAACAGUUUUGAUGAGAUCUGUCCACGCGAGCGAAGUUGGUCGUCCAGAACCAGAUCUAAAGAGAGAAGAAGGUGGACAACAAAUAACAUGCAAGAGAAAGAUCGUCGUGGAUUUAGAUGAGUGUCAGAGUCCUUUAACAGCUGUUGAAGAAGCUGCUUUGGUUAUUGUAGCAAUGUCUAAGGGAGAGAGACCAGCAAAUUCUCAGAAUUGGAAUGCGAUUGACCGCUUGUUAUCAACUCCAAAUGAAAAAGAAGAAUAUACUCGAAAGUCUAUCGAUAUAGAUUCUGAUGAUGAUGGGAGAGUCUUAACAGAAGGCAUCGAUGAGAAUGAAGAUGGGGAUGAGGACGAGGAAGAUGAAACAUAUUUAGUUGAGAAGGAGAAACAGUGUAAGAAAAAAUUUACGUGUGAUAUAUGUGGAAAAGUUUUGCAUUCGUAUCAGGCAUUAGGCGGUCAUCGAACGAGUCACAGGACCAAACGAUUGAAGAUUUGCGACAAGAAUGGUCAAGCCAUGGUUCGACACUACAAAUGUGAACUAUGUGGUAGAGUGUUUGAAUCCGGUCAAGCACUUGGUGGUCACAAGAAGGUUCAUUAUGCGUUUCUAUAACCAAGUAACUUGGUUCGGUUAAUGUUUGGUUAGUCGGCCUCAGCCGAGUAGCAUAGAAUGAAGGGUGGAAUUUGGGUGAUUGGUAGAUUUGGGUGAAGGAUAAUAAAUGUGUUCUCUAUAUUUUUGUGUGGU
Messenger RNA from Raphanus sativus (radish), 1001 nucleotides. Its product is annotated as zinc finger protein ZAT1-like. Gene Ontology annotation, biological process: regulation of DNA-templated transcription. Bases 84 to 869 code for a protein of 261 amino acids. NCBI's taxonomy places the organism in Eukaryota, Viridiplantae, Streptophyta, Magnoliopsida, Brassicales, Brassicaceae. The record is from RefSeq and is a predicted model, not a curated record. The transcript has a single exon.